Messenger RNA from Bactrocera dorsalis (oriental fruit fly), 1765 nucleotides. RefSeq names its product venom serine carboxypeptidase. Gene Ontology annotation, biological process: proteolysis. NCBI's taxonomy places the organism in Eukaryota, Metazoa, Arthropoda, Insecta, Diptera, Tephritidae. The coding region runs from base 169 to 1620 and encodes 483 amino acids. Gene Ontology annotation, molecular function: serine-type carboxypeptidase activity. The record is from RefSeq and is a predicted model, not a curated record. The transcript is spliced from 2 exons.
CUAAACAAACUAUUUUAAUACAACUCUAUAGUUGACCAGUGUUGAACAUCGUUUUACCGGUUUUCUUUUCUACUUCGCGUUAGUUUAAUUUUUAAACUUUAUCAAAUUCGACGUAGUUCUUUGUUGUGAAAAUAUAUUUUUAUUAUUCUGCUAGUGGGUGCAUCAGCAAUGAAAAACGCAAUUCAUGUUGCCCUAUUCGGCCUCAUAGCUUUAUCACUUUUUAAGGAGGGCGAUGCAAAAAAAUUGAAGUUUGCAAGAAGUUUUAUAAAUCCAUAUCCCCGAUUCCAGGAAUAUAGUGAUGGAGGCGAUCCUGGUGAACCACUUUAUCUAACUCCACUUAUACAUGAUCCAAAAAUACCCAACGACCAAGUUCGGCAAAAAGCAGCAGUCGUUGGCAGUCAAUUCCACAAAGUGGAAAGCUACUCCGGUUAUUUAACAGUGGAUGCGGCACGCAAAUCAAAUAUGUUCUUUUGGUAUUUCCCCGCAGAGGAAUAUCCUGAUUAUGCUCCCGUAGUUUUAUGGUUGCAAGGAGGACCGGGUGCAUCUUCGUUAUUUGGUUUAUUUGUAGAAAAUGGACCCUUUGAGUUUGACUCACACGGACAUCUACAAAAACGCAAUUAUACUUGGAGUCGCUCGCAUAAUCUUAUUUAUAUUGAUAAUCCCGUUGGGACCGGUUUUAGCUUUACAGGCAGCGAUGAUGGCUACGCUCGCAAUGAAAAAGAUGUCGGACGUAACCUACACGAGGCCGUAAUGCAGUUAUACGAACUUUUUGAGUGGUCAAAUUCUACUGGCUUUUGGAUAACGGGUGAAUCUUAUGCAGGGAAAUAUGUACCAGCACUGGCUUAUCAUAUUCACUUGAUGCAAAAUGCAGUGGACACGCGCGUUUAUAUCCCGCUAAAAGGUUUAGCCAUUGGUAAUGGACUCUCUGAUCCUUUGCAUCAACUCAAAUAUGGUGAUUACUUAUAUCAGUUGGGUUUAAUCGAUGAUCACGGUUUGAACCGCUUCCAUAUUGAGGAAGAGAAAGGUAAAAAAUGUAUAGAACAACACGACAUGGAUUGUGCCUUUGAGGUAUUUGAUGGUCUUAUCAAUGGUGACCUUACCAAUGGAUCUGUUUUUCAUAACCUUACUGGAUAUAACUAUUACUACAACUAUUUAAAAACUGACAGCGACUUGCCGAAUGAUCUGCUUGGAAACUUUAUUCAGUCGUCAGCAACACGCCGAGCCAUUCACGUAGGCAAUAAGACAUUCCAUGAUUUAGAUAAAGAAAAUAAAGUGGAGAAGUUUUUAAAAAAAGAUGUAAUGGACACGGUAGCACCAUGGAUAGCAGAACUUUUAAAGGACUAUAUUGUUUGUAUUUAUAGUGGACAGCUUGAUAUAAUUGUGGCAUAUCCUUUGACACGUAAUUACUUGAUGCACCUUAAGUUCGCAGAUGCCGAUAAAUACAAAAUUGCAGACCGCAAAGUCUGGCAGGUGGACGGCGAAAUUGCAGGAUAUGCCAAACAUGCCGGUCAUUUGAUUGAAAUAUUGGUGCGCAAUGCUGGGCAUAUGGCACCUGGUGAUCAACCGAAGUGGCUGGAAUGGAUGAUUCAUCAUUUAACGCACUACAAAAAAGUAGUAUAAAUUUUUAUAAUGGGUGCUCACAAAUUCGCACAUAAAUACUUAUAAAUAUUUUUUAAAAAUUAUAAAAUAAUUAUUUUAUAACUUUAUUCAUCCAAAGAAUUUGAAUUGUUAACAAUAUUAAAUAAUAAAGAAAGAUUAACCAAAA